Messenger RNA from Gavia stellata (red-throated loon), 2942 nucleotides. It is a transcript of the gene FYN, whose product is annotated as FYN proto-oncogene, Src family tyrosine kinase. Gene Ontology annotation, biological process: T cell receptor signaling pathway; cell surface receptor protein tyrosine kinase signaling pathway; innate immune response. The transcript is spliced from 13 exons. Gene Ontology annotation, molecular function: non-membrane spanning protein tyrosine kinase activity; ATP binding; signaling receptor binding. Bases 207 to 1820 code for a protein of 537 amino acids. Lineage: Eukaryota; Metazoa; Chordata; Aves; Gaviiformes; Gaviidae. Gene Ontology annotation, cellular component: extrinsic component of cytoplasmic side of plasma membrane. The record is from RefSeq and is a predicted model, not a curated record.
GCAGAAGAAAAGCUGUGUUGAAUCAAGGGGCUUCCUUCAGCAGCCUUUUGCUCACCCCGACUGGGGCUCGCAUUAGCCCUUUUGGCCACAGCCUUGUGUGGGGAAUUCAUGUCGAGCUGAUUGCCUCCCAGGACCCCCGGUCUCAUAUUCAGUCUCUACUUCGGAGGAUAGAGUCCUCUCUCUCCCUCUCAUCCUGAUUUUAGAUAAUGGGCUGUGUGCAAUGUAAGGAUAAAGAAGCAACAAAACUGACUGACGAGAGGGAUGGCAGUUUAACUCAAAGCUCAGGCUACCGCUAUGGGACAGAUCCCACUCCGCAGCACUAUCCUAGCUUUGGUGUGACUUCAAUCCCAAACUACAACAACUUCCAUGCCACAGGAGGCCAAGGACUGACUGUGUUUGGUGGAGUCAAUUCCUCCUCUCAUACAGGGACGCUGCGUACAAGAGGAGGAACAGGUGUAACUCUUUUUGUGGCACUAUAUGACUAUGAAGCAAGAACAGAAGACGACUUGAGUUUUCACAAAGGAGAAAAAUUUCAAAUACUUAACAGCUCGGAAGGAGACUGGUGGGAGGCCCGGUCCUUGACGACAGGCGAAACUGGUUACAUUCCCAGUAAUUAUGUGGCUCCAGUCGAUUCCAUCCAAGCAGAGGAGUGGUACUUUGGCAAACUUGGCCGAAAAGAUGCCGAGAGGCAGCUGUUGUCAUUUGGAAACCCCAGAGGUACCUUCCUGAUCCGGGAAAGCGAAACUACCAAAGGUGCCUAUUCCCUGUCUAUUCGAGACUGGGAUGAUAUGAAAGGAGAUCAUGUCAAACAUUAUAAGAUUCGUAAACUUGACAAUGGUGGAUACUAUAUCACAACUCGGGCACAAUUUGAAACUCUUCAGCAGCUGGUUCAGCAUUAUUCAGAGAGAGCUGCAGGUCUUUGCUGCCGCUUAGUAGUCCCCUGUCAUAAAGGAAUGCCAAGGCUUACUGAUCUGUCUGUCAAAACCAAAGAUGUCUGGGAAAUUCCACGAGAAUCCCUACAGUUGAUCAAGAGACUGGGAAAUGGGCAGUUUGGGGAAGUAUGGAUGGGUACGUGGAAUGGAAAUACUAAAGUGGCUAUCAAGACCCUGAAGCCUGGCACUAUGUCUCCAGAAUCCUUCUUAGAGGAAGCCCAAAUCAUGAAGAAGCUAAAACAUGACAAACUGGUCCAGCUUUACGCUGUGGUAUCCGAAGAACCUAUCUAUAUUGUCACGGAGUACAUGAGCAAAGGGAGUUUGCUAGAUUUCUUAAAAGAUGGAGAAGGAAGAGCUUUGAAGUUACCGAAUUUGGUGGACAUGGCAGCCCAGGUGGCUGCAGGAAUGGCAUACAUCGAGCGAAUGAAUUACAUACACAGAGAUCUGCGGUCUGCAAACAUUCUGGUGGGAAAUGGCCUAAUAUGCAAGAUUGCUGACUUCGGAUUGGCAAGACUGAUUGAAGACAACGAAUAUACGGCCAGACAAGGUGCAAAGUUUCCCAUUAAAUGGACGGCGCCAGAAGCGGCAUUGUAUGGAAGGUUCACAAUAAAGUCGGAUGUGUGGUCUUUUGGGAUCCUACUGACAGAGCUGGUAACAAAAGGGAGAGUGCCAUACCCAGGCAUGAAUAACCGUGAAGUCUUGGAGCAAGUAGAACGUGGUUAUCGGAUGCCAUGUCCUCAGGACUGUCCCAUCUCCUUGCACGAGCUUAUGAUCCACUGCUGGAAAAAAGACCCAGAGGAGCGUCCAACUUUUGAAUAUUUGCAGGGUUUCCUUGAAGACUACUUCACUGCAACAGAACCCCAGUACCAGCCCGGUGACAACCUGUAAAGCCCUGGUCUCCAGACACUGUCAUGAAUUACCAGGUGUUUCUCAGCCCUGCCCCACCUGCCCUUCAGCUUCCAACUCCGUGAUCAGCUUCUUCAGAGUGCAGUAUCUUCCAGCACCACCGUGCACAGGAGGGGCUGAAGCUGGGAACUUCUGCAGCCCUUGCCUACAACCACUUGUCCUAAUAAUCUGAAUGUCCUGGAUGAAAAGGAGAAAAACACUUGUUUUUUCUUAAUCAAAGACUCCAAAACUGCAUUGUAUUGAUGUUACGUAAACUGCAAAACCUCUGUUCAUUGUAAAUAGUAACUCAGUGCCAAUAACUGAUCCUAGUGCUUUCCUUUUUUUAAAACGCAAAACCUAUGUGAUUUUAACUAGUCUUCUCCUGAUUCAACUAAAAGUAUUAUUUUCCAGAAGUGGCCUCUUUGUCUAAAACAUUUUUUUUCAUGUUUUAACAAAUAAAAAAAAAAUCAGGACAGGUGUUUGGUUUUUUGCUUUUUUAUAUAUAAAAUAUAUAUAAUAUAUAUACAUACCUGUACAUACAGUAUAUGGGUGCUAUUGCAGAGGAAACUCAUUUGGAAUUGAAUGAAUCCUGCUGCAGCAGUACCCAGAAAGCGAUAAUUUUACUGCAGACAUGAAAACACUGGUGGGAUUCUGAAAGCCAGUGAUCUAAUUUUUGGCUUUUGCCAAGCAUGAUUUUUUUAAAUUGGAUUGCACUUUUUGUUUAUGAUUAUGUACCUGUAGAUGGUUGUAACUUUGCUCUUUCAGGAAUCAUGUGCUGUAUUUACAGUAACGUUUCCAAUGUUUGACAAGUGUGUGAUGAUUUGUUCUUGAAAUUAAAACGAACAUAUUUAAAGCAAGAAAACUACACCACCACCGUUUGAACUGGAAAAUUGAAACUGCAAGGACUUCUUGUAUCAAAACAUGUAUACUGAAAUGUUUCAAAAAGAUUUAUUAAACAGUGUAACCACAUUCAGAUGGUCUUAAAAUCAUAGCAUUUUAGCCAUGUCCACCUGCUAAACUGUUGGUCAUGCAACUAGGAUUUUUCUGUUUUAUGUGUAACAUUUUUCCAUUGUAAAAUAAGUGUGUUAAAUGUCCUGUACUGCUAAUGAAAUUACUUUCUCUGUG